Messenger RNA from Peronospora matthiolae, 204 nucleotides. Lineage: Eukaryota; Oomycota; Peronosporomycetes; Peronosporales; Peronosporaceae. The record is from the annotation of a GenBank genome assembly.
AUGCGGCGACAGGGAGGAGUGUGUGUCGAGUUGCUAGCAACUUGCGGAAUGACAACCGAGCGGCCGGCAGCGGCUGUCGUGCCCUCGAGGUGGGAGACAGGCGGGCGCACAGACGAAGCAGGGGCCGCCCGUUUCUACGCGACUGGCCGUUUUCUGAAUCAGCAAGUACCUCCUCUACCUGUCGCCCCGCUUCUUCAAAGAUGA